Molecule: messenger RNA, 3243 nt
Organism: Colletotrichum aenigma
Lineage: Eukaryota; Fungi; Ascomycota; Sordariomycetes; Glomerellales; Glomerellaceae
Exons: 8
Coding region: 1-3243 (1080 amino acids)
Source: RefSeq, a predicted model, not a curated record
AUGUCUUUAAUCUAUGAGGGAGAUGUUAUCACCGAGUCGCUAGUAGAUAGUGAUGGCCUACCCGAUGCAGAGGAUACCUCUAGCCUGGACCAUAAUAACGAUCCCUUCGCCCACAACCAGGACUCAACCCGCCAACAUGAGGAUGAAGGCGACAAUGGGUGGGACGGCCACCGUUGGGCUGUGGACCACUCCUCAGGGCACCACCGGUUCCGAGCUAGACGCUUCAUCGAAAAGGUCCUCCGAAGUGAUUUCGAGCCAGCCGAUGCUAUCAAGAUGCUACAGGAGAAGCACACUAUUGACUUUGGGUCUCGCGCUGGAGGUAGCGCGCCAGCGAAGGCCACGGACGCCUUCUUCCCGCAGUUCUUCCUUGACUUCUUCAGCAUCGUCGGCAAGCCACGCAGCCCCAUCACGAAAAGCGACGGGCCCGUCUUCGACAACAUCGAGUUCUCUCUUGAGUCAUACGCAGCGCCCUAUAGCGCAAAGCAUAUCGGCGGCAUCCCGUUCGAUAUCACCGGGCGCACGUUCAGGGUCGCCAAGGCUGGUACCCGAGAGGUCUGGUUCGUCGUCAUGCACCCCGUGGCGCACGAGCCGACCUCCAGGGGCGGGGGCCCGCGCGAGAGACAGACGGCCUCAGAGAAGAGCGGGAUGCCGGCUGGGUUAGCCCGCGAGCUGGCUGCAUAUAUCGUGGGCGUCUUCCAGUCGCCGCAGCUGCUUGGCGAGGGGGUUGAGGCCUGCUGGCGGUUGGGGACAAAGAGCACUCAGCGUAUAAGCUCAGCUAAGUGGCAGGUCUUCCAGCAGCAGUUCAUGGACGGUUGGGCUGUCUGGGCCAGCAACCACAACCACAAUUCAUUCUGGCGACGCCACGAGCCGGCGUUCCACGCGUAUGACUACGGCGCGAAUAUCGAGAUUCAGGUCAGCGAUAGCAUCUACGACCUGCCGCGCGAGAGGCAUAUACCCUAUGAGGAGGAGGAGGAGGAGGAGGAGGAGGAGGGCGGGGAGCAGGGCCCUAGAGAUGGAAAUGUUCAGCAGGACAUUGAAGAGCUCUCUCUUAACGAUGAACAAAGAACACACAGCGAUGCAGUGGACGGCCGGGAGUACCAGCAGAUGCUCAGGGAGAGCAGGGACCUGCAGAGGAUGAUUAUAGAGCUCGACGCCCGCUUUGAUCUCAGCAGUAUCAGUGCUAUAUCGUACGCCCUUGCAGUCUGUAUCAACAGCGAGUCGGGUAGCUCGCAGACGCGCUGCCUCCUCGCCGACCGGAACAUGGUGGCGCGAGAGUACCCUGGUAACCGCGACUACACCUUCUACCCGCAGGCCUUCCACCCAACGUAUGGAAACUUCUCAUCCAGCCAGCCGCCCGCCUUCCUCAACUCGCUCUACACCGCUAUACAGGGGAAUAUGAGCGACCGCAAUGAGGGCGCAGACGUGCUGUCGUUCGGCUACUUCCAGGGCUACUCCAACAUCAAGAGAAGCGUGCGCCACAGCGCCAGCGCCCUCCUCGCAACGAAGGGGUACGCGACAGCAGCGCUAACAGCCCCAACGUCACACACAUCCGCCAUGUCGUACACAAGAGACAGGCGGGAGAGGCUGCUACGUUGUAUCCGUGGCGACCUCACGCCUGAGCAGCCUGAGGAGUCUAAGCCAUUUGCGCGAGAGCGUAGGCAGCUGGACAUCGCUAUCGAGAAGGAUGAGGUAGCAUACCGGAUGGAGCAGGUUGUAUCACUCAAUAUACGACAUAUGGACAGCGUUGAGCGCACAUUCGAGAACGUUAUUCGCCCUAUUUUCCAACUCAUGCGCUUCUUCCUCACAGAGCAUGAGUCGUAUGUCCACAUCUUUCGGUCUAUACCAGUCGGAAUCUUCCCCCGUAUCAUGUCAGCCUACUGCCGCCUGUUUGAGCUUGCUAUCUGUGAGAUGGAACGGCGUUACGUUGCUGGCGGCGAGCGCGGCCUAGACCUCGCACACUCUGAGGCUGUUGCAGUACUUGACCGGCUUGGUGGGUAUAUCUUCACCGGGCAUGAGCGCCACCUGCCGAAGACGGUGCUCCGGCCGCUAGGCACCAUCGACAGCCUUCUGGCUGGGGCGUGGCCCUAUAUCGACCCAGCCGUACUAGACCUCGCUCCAGCCGGGGCAGCGACCUGCUUUAUGGACACCAGCCGCACCACUACGGCGACCCGCCUUGCCUCCCACCGGGAGACCGAGAUCUGGUUCAGCCAGCUAGGCCGGGACGCAUUCAAGAGCCAUGCAGCUGUGACGGAAUAUGUGACGGAACUCAUGCGGGAGAUGUGGAUCCCCCAGACGAAGCUCUUCAUAGCUAACCAACUACGGCGCAGGCUGCAAGAAGGUAGUAGCGACACUGGUAGUAUGCCUAUUACCUUAGAGCAGAAAGAGGCGUGCACGACUUUGCUACUCAAGCUUCUCCGCGUUGUCUCUACUGAGAAGGGGCGGGCAGCAUCCGCGCCAGUCAACGCGACAUGGCCGGACCAUCUACAGGCGGCCAUAACUAGCGGCAACCAGGCCAGCAACGGACUCAAGCCCGACGAGGGCCCGCUUAACGUCAACAACCGUCGCUCCCUGAGGCGCGCGGCGCAGGAAGCUCAAAUCAAGCACGAGAAAGCUGCGCACGACCGGGCGCUCAGGCAGACGCGCAGAACCAUCAACUUCGGCUGCAGCUUCCCCCUCACCGACGUCCCCAGCCUUAUUACGGACGGUUUUCUCAAGGCUAAGGCGAUCUUCUCUAACAAGGGCGAUAUACAGGUUCUGGACCACUACCAGCUAGCGAUAAACGUCCUCUACAGCAACAUCGAGGACCCCCUCUGUUGCCUGAUGCUGAUGAUCACAUUGACCAGAAAGGACCCGGCCCAGCUGGCCCUCGUUAUGGUCACGAGGAUGAUGUGGUUCCUCUACCCCGCCUCGUUCCCCUGGAAGAAGGGUUCAAGUGGGACGGCCUAUGAUGUAGCCGAGAUGACGAAGAAGAUUGAGCAUAAGGGGUGCAGCAACAGGAUGUUGCGUGAGCUGGGUUGGGUCACCUCAAAAAGCAACCGCGACAGCCCCCGAAACACAGACCUGCAGCUGCGGCCUCAAGAGGACCUCCUCCAGACACUCCGAGAGCUACGGUCGGCCAUGAAACGACCAGACGACUUUAUCAGCGUGGUCUUCAAACAGCCAGGACAGCAUCUGGACGGAGCGUUGCGCGAGCAUCAUCAAGGAUCGAUAAGGUUAUAUAAAUACAAUAAACAGGGCGAAUAA